Molecule: messenger RNA, 2030 nt
Organism: Aspergillus nidulans FGSC A4
Lineage: Eukaryota; Fungi; Ascomycota; Eurotiomycetes; Eurotiales; Aspergillaceae
Product: protein gprK
Exons: 3
Coding region: 172-1863 (563 amino acids)
Source: RefSeq, a predicted model, not a curated record
GACUCGUUCUCUCUUUCGUUCCUGGAGUUCCUCUUCCGACUGACCGCUCUUUAUUGUCUGUCUGGCUGACAAGCGUUACCAACUAUCCGUCUAUCCUUUCCGCCACUGCAGCCCAGCCCUUUCCCCGUCCCCUAACCCUAAGUCCCCCGGCCCCUUCGAUCCGCGCUUACCAUGGGGUCCGAGCUUGGAAUCACGGCCGACCAGAAGCCGCAGGCCGUCUACAGUCCCGUCGCCAUCUGGUGGGUGGUCUGGGGCUGUUUCUGGACUGCGGUCGUCGCCUCGGGCAUGGCCUUCCUUAUCAUCCGCCGCGACUCGCCCAUUGUGCGUGUCCGCAGUCUCACUCUCUCACUCGGGGGGGUCGCGUUCCUGCACAUCUACUACUGGUCGGUGCAGUUCGGCGUCAUGAUCGGACCGCUGAUGCCGGGCGACUCCCAGUACUGGAUCAUGGGCACCUGGUUGCCCUGCGGUCUGGCCCUGUUCCACGGAGCGAACAGCUACUUCUUGCAUAUUGCGAAGAUGCAGAAGAAGUACGUCAAGUACAGCUUCUUGACCGACUCAACGCCCGACGCCAAGCGCCAGCCCUCAGGCCUGCUCAGCCGAUUCCGCCGUCUCGACUACUCAGCGCGCGUUGUUAUCCUGGUGGCCAUCGCCAUGUUUGUCCAGGUCUUUCUUACGAUCCUGAUGUGGGUCAUCUCGCGCAAGUUCCACAGCUCCUGGGGCGCUCCUGGCACCGAGGUGCACGGCCCCCCGAUGCAGCAGCUCGUCGAGCAAGGCCGCGGCUGGGAGUGGUGGCCUGGUGUUUUCUGGCAGUUCUUCUGGUCCUGGGUGGUCGCGCCUAUCGUGCUGUGGCGCUCGCGUCACAUUCACGACACCCAGGGCUGGCGCACCCAGACAAUCGGCUGCGCGCUUUCUGGUCUGCACGCGACUCCUAUGUGGCUCAUCGCUCUUUACGUUCCUGCUAUGGAGAAGGUCAACGCUUACUGGAUUCCUCCUCAGUGGAUCUGCGUUUCCAUUAUGUUCCUCGAAAUCUUCACCGUCCUACUCCCUUGUUGGGAGGUCAUGCGUCACCAGUCCCUGCACAAGGACACCCUCGAGGCGAUCAAGCAGUGGGAGAUCCGCACCAAAGGCGCCAACUCGGACAGCAAGUCGCUCGGUUCGACGGCCACAAUGGUUGACUCGAUGAUGUCCGGCUGGAAAUCCAACAACGAGUCCGUCAUCAGCGACAGCAGCGCCCGCGAGAGCAUCCUUAACAUGAGCGCCCUCGAGUACGUCCUCGAACGCAACCCGACGCCCCUGCAGCGCUUCUCCGCCCUAAACGACUUUUCCGGCGAGAACGUCGCGUUCCUCACAAGCAUCGCCGAGUGGAAGACCCUUCUGCCCAAGGCGCUGUGCGAGGGCGACGAGGCGGCCGACGACAUGACGAAAGAGAUGGUCCGCGAAGCCUUCAACCGGGCCUUGUACAUCUACGCCGAGUUCAUCAGCACCCGCCACGCCGAAUUUCCCGUCAACAUUUCUUCCCAAGAUCUCAAGAAGCUGGAUAACAUCUUCGAAACGCCCGCUCGCAUCCUAUACGGAGACGAAAAGGCCGAGGUUGAUCCUGCCACUCCCUUUAACAACCCCGGCAUGCCGUCGCCUACCAACUCCAACUUCUCCGAAUCCUCAGUCGCCGCCAUCAAGAAUCGCGCUCAGUACAUGGGCGAGAUCCCCAAGGGCUUCACUGCAGGCGUGUUCGACGACGCCGAGAACAGCAUCAAGUAUCUCGUGCUCACUAACACAUGGCCGAAGUUCGUUAAACGCCAGAGGCGGAUAUCCACCGAAUCGACCGAGACGCUGAACGCAGGCAACACCGCCGAGUUUGUGUAAAGGGAGAUGGGAUACGAGGACGACCUCGCCUUGCCUUUUUCUUUUCAUUCUUCACUUCUCGAGGAAAAGGAAAAAUAAGGCCUUUUGAGGCAUGUGAAACAAGCAUUACUUGGAUGAAUCUGGAUCGGACUUGACUGCACUUCUUGUAUAUAAUUCUCACGUACUAA